AUGUUGCAUCAGCAUGGGGACGUCAUCCAAAGGAGAUCCAGUGAAAGUGUGCUCAAUAGGGACAAGCCACCUGGUUGCAGCUUCCCCAGGCCGAUGGGAUUGUUAGGUCCAAAGGCAAUGAUCACCGGUGGAGCAGGCUCUUGUGGAUUCUACCUGUGCCACGCUCUCAUCAAGGAAGGGAUCCAUGUGGUUUUGCUUGAUAUACGUAAACCUACAUGGGAAAUACCUGAGGGAGCAGUCAUCUUCCAGGCUGAUGUGCAGGAUUAUGAGAAAGUGCUCAAGGCUAGUGAGGGAAUCGACACAAUAUUUCAUCUGGCAAGCUUUGGCAUACGUGGAGUAGAGCAAAAAGAAAAGAUCGAGUCCACCAAUGUGAGGGGAACAGAAGUUAUCAUUGAUGUUUGCAAAUCAAGAAACAUUUCCAAACUGAUCUAUACCAGUACAGUGAACAUUGUGUUUGGCGGGAUUCCCAUUGAAGAUGGAGAUGAGUCAUUGCCGUAUUUUCCGCUUGAGAAGCACCCUGACAGCUACUCCAGAACCAAGUCAGUCGCAGAGCAGAUGGUUCUGGCUGCCAACGGGCACUCACUCAAGGGAGGGGGGACGCUCCGAACGUGCGCUCUUCGCUUCCCUGGAAUCUACGGCCCUGGGCAGCAGAAGCGUUUACUGCACGUCUUGUAUGAAAAGCUAGGCUACCCAAAACUCAGACUGUUUGUGCCCGGGUUUUUUUUGAAAAUCACAGUUACCUUGAUGGAAUACCUGCACUGGCUUCUUAAGCCCAUAUUUGACUUUACACCAUUCCUGACCAAGCUGGAGGUGAAACACCUCCUCGCUACGCACACUUUCCGGAUAGACAAAGCACGUAACCAGCUGGGCUAUCACCCCAAGAAGUAUUCACUGACCGAGAUGGUGGACUAUCUGCCAAAAGGACUUGAAGAAGGAUAUUCCUGCCCAUAA
Molecule: messenger RNA, 951 nt
Organism: Candoia aspera
Lineage: Eukaryota; Metazoa; Chordata; Lepidosauria; Squamata; Candoiidae
Product: putative short-chain dehydrogenase/reductase family 42E member 2
Exons: 9
Coding region: 1-951 (316 amino acids)
Biological process (GO): steroid biosynthetic process
Molecular function (GO): 3-beta-hydroxy-Delta5-steroid dehydrogenase (NAD+) activity
Source: RefSeq, a predicted model, not a curated record